Leptopilina heterotoma is the source of this 1509-nucleotide messenger RNA. RefSeq names its product nuclear distribution protein nudE-like 1-B (gene nudE). Gene Ontology annotation, molecular function: microtubule binding. Gene Ontology annotation, biological process: chromosome segregation; microtubule nucleation; establishment of mitotic spindle orientation. Gene Ontology annotation, cellular component: kinetochore; kinesin complex; centrosome. Bases 294 to 1250 code for a protein of 318 amino acids. The record is from RefSeq and is a predicted model, not a curated record. Lineage: Eukaryota; Metazoa; Arthropoda; Insecta; Hymenoptera; Figitidae. The transcript has 8 exons.
AAUUGAUCGUAACGCAAUCCAAUCCGAGGAAAGUGGACUGAGUUGAUGCUGAGAGAGCAGCUUUUUAUUAUUCCCAUCAAACGAUUUCACAAGUUCUAUAAUACUGUUUUUGUUGUUCGUACCAUAUUCUUAAUUAGGAACAACUUGUGAUCUUUAACAAAAUGUCCUGUGGAUCAUGAGAAGAAAGUUUCUUGUAGUUUACAUGAGUGAGUGAUUAUAGUUAACGAAGCCAUUCGGCAAACUACAAUAUUUAAGACUGAAAAAAAGUGUGAGCGUAGAAAUCGUAUAAAAAAAUGAUGGAUAUCGACACUCCGGACUUUUCCAGUAAGGAUGAGGAAAUCCAAUUUUGGAUGGACCUUGCCCAUCAAAUGUAUCAAAGAAAGGAAGAUGUUGAACGUGAACUGGAGGAAUUCCAAGAAAAUUCACAAAUGUUGGAGAAGGAACUGGAAACGUCCUUGGAGCAGGCAGAAAAAACUAUUCGUGAAUUGCAGCAAAGAAAUUCCAGGUUGGAUAAUGAAAAUGAACAAUUGAGGGUUCGUCAAGAUCAGCAAGCUACUGAUUGUGCCAUGUUUCAAACUCGAGCUCAGGAACUACAAAUUAUUCAAGAACAACAACUCAAAUAUAUCCGUGAAAUAGAGCAAAAAAAUGAUGAUCUUGAAAGAGCACACAGAAUAAGUAAAGCAACAGAAGAGGAAUUCGAGGCGAAAUUUAAUCUCGAAAUAGAAAAAAAUGCACUUCUAGAAUCCGAAUUAGACGAGAAGGAUGGAUUAAAAGUAAUUGUACAGAGACUUAUGGACGAAAUUAGAGAUUUAAAACAAGAAAUACAAGUACAGGAGAGACGACAGCCGGACAAUGAUAAAUCAGCAGCUGAUCGUGUUCGCAAUCACGUUGACAGCAAUAAACUUCAAGUUGAACUUGAGUCGCAUACACCGCCCUCGAGUCCAAUUGUGACACAAAAUUUAACGCCAACCGUCAAUUCAACAACGCCACAAACUAAGAUUGCAAAUGGCGUGGGGGGAGUGAUUGGCAACAACAAUAAUAACAACAUGAAUCCCCCCUUGGCACCGUGCACGAGAAUAUUAGCCAUGAACAUGAUUGGUGACCUCAUGAGAAAAGUUGGGGCAUUGGAGAAUAAAAUAAAUACUUGUCGUAAUGCUUCACGGGAGGAUCAAGCAGUUCGGGAUCUCUACAGGACAAGAAGACAAGUUCGAGGCUUAGCAACAGGCAACAACAAUCAUAUUCGAUUGUAAAGCAACUACGAAAGAAAUGUGAGAUAGAAAUAUUUUUUUUUUCAUAUACAGCAUCUUGUGUUAGGUUUUUUUUCUAUUUUUCAUUUCUAUAGUCAUCACUAAACAAAGGAUAAUUAUUUUACUUGAAAUGACGAUCUUGUAUUAACAAGAAAAAAACUAUACUCUCUAUUUAUCCAUCGUGACUGAAAUUCUCUGCCUAAUGUGUUACAAAAAAUAAUACAAUUUCCCAAUUUUUAUUGUACAAUAAAAGAAUUAAUAU